This is a messenger RNA of Medioppia subpectinata, 414 nucleotides long. The record is from the annotation of a GenBank genome assembly. Lineage: Eukaryota; Metazoa; Arthropoda; Arachnida; Sarcoptiformes; Oppiidae.
CAAUCAUUCUUCAACACAACCAAUACUUAUGGCUCAUCGUCUCUAUUGCAUCGUUUAGAGCCCAGUCCUCCCACUUUGCCUAAUGUCUCCUCUUUUUACUCAAGAGAUUUCGUUUACGAUACAAAUACAAAAUUACAAAAACGCACAAACAUUACAGUUAUGGAGAGCGCCGGCAAACCUCCACAACUGUCCGCUUCUAAUACUAUGAAUGAAUCCAAUUGUGGCUCAAAUAAUAAAACUUCAAACAAUUCUAACAAUACUAACAAAAAGAAGAAAACAAGGACAACAUUUACAUCAUAUCAGUUGGAAGAGUUGGAGCGGGCCUUCCAGAGGGCCCCUUAUCCUGAUGUGUUCGCCCGCGAAGAACUCGCCCUAAGACUCAAUUUAAGUGAAUCCAGAGUUCAGGUCUGGUUU